AUGUCUGUUCACCACGGAGAAUCUACCAUUCGACCAGAACCGGACAAGGUCCUGAAGGACAUUGCAGACUAUGUUCACAACUACCAGGUCACUUCAGACCUUGCGUUCGAAACUGCACGACUCUGUCUCAUAGACACUAUCGGAUGCGGACUAGAGGGUUUGAAUUUCCCGGAGUGUACCAAGCUCCUUGGACCCGUUGUAGAAGGCACCGUCGUGCCUAAUGGCACCAAGGUUCCCGGAACGAAUUACCAGCUGGAUCCUAUUCGUGGCGCAUUCAAUAUUGGCACCAUCAUCCGCUGGUUGGACUUCAAUGACUGCUUCCUCGCUGCUGAAUGGGGUCAUCCGUCAGACAACUUGGGUGCUAUUCUUGCGGUUGCGGACCACCUCGCUCGCCAGGGACAACCCCUGACCGUUCGCGACAUUCUCGAGGGCAUGAUCAAAGCACACGAGAUUCAAGGUGGCCUUGCCCUGCUUAACUCUUUCAACCGCGUUGGUCUCGACCACGUCGUGCUCGUCAAAGUUGCCAGUACCGCUGUUGUCUCCAAACUCCUCGGUCUUUCACACUCUCAAACGAUCGACGCCGUUUCGCAAGCAUGGGUCGAUGGUCAAUCCCUUCGUACUUACCGUCAUGCACCAAACACUGGCCCUCGCAAGUCGUGGGCAGCAGGUGAUGCCUGUUCCCGUGCUGUCAACCUCGCUCUUCUCGUCAAGAAGGGCGAGCUUGGUCUCCCCUCAGUCCUCACCGCCAAGACUUGGGGUUUCUAUGACGUCCUUUUCAAAGGAAAGCCAUUCGAGUUCCAAAUGCCCUUCGGCUCAUACAUCAUGGAAAACGUCCUCUUCAAGAUCUCGUAUCCCGCCGAAUUCCAUGCCCAGACCGCAGUCGAGGCCGCACAUACCAUCCACAAGCAGCUCAAAGCACUCGGCAAAUCCUCAGACGACAUUAAGAGCGUGCGCAUCCGUACACAGGAGGCUGCCAUUCGCAUCAUUGACAAGCAAGGUCCCUUGGACAACUUCGCUGAUCGAGACCAUGCAAUCAGCUAUAUGGUUGCAUACCCGCUUAUCUUUGGUGAACUAACCUCGAACUCGUACACUGACUCAUCUGCUGCCGAUCCCCGUAUCGAUGCGCUACGCGCCAAAAUUCACUGCGUGGAGGACAAUACAUUCUCAGUGAACUAUCAUGAACCGUCAAAGCGCUCUAUUGGAAAUGCACUCCUCGUCGAAUUGAACGACGGCACAGUUCUUGAUGAGGUUGAGGUCGAGUACCCUGUUGGACACAAGCGUCGCCGCGAGGAAGGUAUCCCUCUUCUCAUGGAGAAGUUCAAGAGGCACAUCUCCGCACAUUUCAAUGAGGCCCACCAACAGAAGAUCCUGGCAACUGUAACUAACGCGCAGUCGCUGUCCAGGUUGCCAGUCGAUAAGUUCACUGAUCUAUUCGUUAAGCCGUGA
Messenger RNA from Suillus plorans, 1446 nucleotides. RefSeq names its product 2-methylcitrate dehydratase. Gene Ontology annotation, molecular function: 2 iron, 2 sulfur cluster binding; 2-methylcitrate dehydratase activity. Gene Ontology annotation, cellular component: mitochondrion. Bases 1 to 1446 code for a protein of 481 amino acids. The transcript is spliced from 7 exons. Lineage: Eukaryota; Fungi; Basidiomycota; Agaricomycetes; Boletales; Suillaceae. The record is from RefSeq and is a predicted model, not a curated record.